This is a messenger RNA of Colletotrichum graminicola M1.001, 1749 nucleotides long. RefSeq names its product carboxylesterase. The transcript has 3 exons. Lineage: Eukaryota; Fungi; Ascomycota; Sordariomycetes; Glomerellales; Glomerellaceae. Bases 1 to 1749 code for a protein of 582 amino acids. The record is from RefSeq and is a predicted model, not a curated record.
AUGAUUUUCUUGACGCUCGUUCUCGUCUCUUUGUUUACACUAGCAUGCGGCGUGCCAUGGAAAAGAGACGGCGGAACCCCUCAGGUCACCAUCAAGUCGCCACAGGCCAAUCUGAAGGGCACCACUAAAGGCAUCCUCGGGCUUCAUGACGGCGAGGUUGAAUCAUUCAUGGGAAUUCCAUAUGCAAAGCCUCCCCUUGGAGACUUGAGAUUCAAGCCCCCAGUACGCUUGACGGAAGCCCUGGGAGACUUCGACGCCACCAAUGAUCAACCGGAGGCAUGCCCGCAAUUUGCCAUACCCCCUGAUUUUGGCUCGCCUCUGAUUCCUCCAGACCUCCUAGACACAGUGUUAAGCCUCCCCAUAAUCCAGAACUUGGCUGUCGGGCAAGAGGAUUGCUUGACGAUAAACGUCCAGCGACCGGCUGGAACGAAAGAAGGGGACAAGCUCCCGGUGAUGUACUGGAUAUUUGGUGGGGGGUUCGAGUUGGGAAGCACAUCAAUGUACAACGGCGUUGGUCUCGUCGCUGAAGGCGUGCAGAUAGGCAAGCCUUUCAUUUUUGUGGCUGUCAACUAUCGUGUCGGAGGGUUCGGGUUCAUGCCGGGCAAGGACCUGAUGGAAGAAGGAAGCUCCAAUGCCGGCUUGCUCGAUCAGCGUAUGGGGCUCGAAUGGGUUCAGGACAAUAUUGCCAGCUUUGGGGGUGACCCUGACAAAGUCACCCUUUGGGGAGAAUCUGCUGGGGCCAUCUCGAUCUUCAGCCAGCUCACUCUGUUUAACGGUAACAUCACACGGAACGGAAAGCAACUCUUCCGUGGCGCCAUCAUGAACUCGGGAUCAGCUGUACCUACUGAUCCUAUGGAUUGUCCCAAAGCCACCAAGGUUUAUGAGCAGGUACUGUCUGCUGCAGGUUGCAGCGGGGCGCAGGAUCGGUUGAAGUGUCUCCGCGCCCUUUCGUACGAUGACAUGAGAAAAGCGGCGAACUCCGUGCCAGCUUUGCUAAGUUAUACUUCAGUUGCUUUGUCGUAUCUUCCACGUCCAGAUGGUACAAACAUUCCUUCAAGCGCCGAAGUAUUCGCAACUUCGGGCAAGCUGCCCAAAGUACCGUUCAUCCUGGGGGAUCAGGAAGACGAGGGCACGCUGUUCGCUCUCUUCCAACCGAAUAUCACCACCACAGAUGACGUUGAAACCUAUCUCUCGACUCUCUACUUCAACAACGCCUCGCCCGAACAAGUCCAAAAUUUGGUAGCAACAUACAGCCCGUUGCCCUUUGAUGGGUCCCCUUUCGGAACUUCAAUCUUCAACGAAGUGCGUCCCCAGUUCAAGCGACUCGCUGCCAUCCUCGGCGACGCCGUCUUCACUCUCACCCGCAGGGCUGUGUUCAACAUCUUCCAGCAAGUCCAGCCACAAGUCAACACCUGGAGCUACUUGGCUAGCUAUGACUACGGCACCCCUGUUCUUGGCACGUUCCACGGGUCCGACCUCCUCCAGGUCUUCUUCGGCAUCAAGCCCAACUAUGCCAGGGCCGCGACGCGGGCGUACUACUUCAACUUCGCUUACAACCUGGACCCAAACGACUGCUCCGGCGGCAGCGGUAAAUGCACCCCCAAUGCCGACCUGAUUAAUUGGCCAAAGUGGAGAGACGGCAACAUGUUGCUGCAUAUGGGGGCCGACAGCGCUGAUCUCAUAGCUGACGAUUUCCGUCAAGAGAGUUUCAACUUUUUGAUUAAUAAUAUAGAGAAGCUGCGUUUUUGA